AGAAAUGAAUUCAACUCUGGAAUUAUUUCGAUUGGUCACAUUGGCUCAAAUGUUACACUCUCAGUUGGCAGUGGCGCAGCAAACUUCAACUUUAAUUUAGCUGAAGCCAAAUCAGCUGAGAAGAAAAUAGAAUUGCAAUCCAUUCUAUUCAAAUUAGCUGACAGUGUUUCUCAAUUAGAGAAGGAGCUCUCUGCUGUGAAUGAACAAAUGAAAUCUCUGAGGGCAGAGAAGUCAUCUAGCAGUGGUAUCAGUGCCCUGAUGGAUUUAAGUCCAAAGAAAGCUGGUGGCAACAAGACAAAGCCCAACAAAGCUGGCAUGAGUGUUAUUAACCCAUCCAGUCGGAAAAGAAAGGCAGCAGCUGGUGUUGUAUUUGAAGAAAGCUAAACUAAAAUAAUUAUUUUUUACUUCAUUUUACAACAUUCUUUGUUGCUCAUACAUAAAACAUUUUUUGUUGUAAGAUUUUUAAUUCCUUUAUGUACAGUUUUUAUUUUAUUUUUUUGCAAUGCAAGUGAUUUUUACAUAGUUUUUUGUUUAAAAAUUGAUUUUUAUGAUGUUUAUUUCACCUGUCUGAUCUAAAUACCAGAUUUAUUACACAAAUUAUUUUUGUAAAAUAAAGUUUUAUUUUUAAAUUAAA
Molecule: messenger RNA, 634 nt
Organism: Physella acuta
Lineage: Eukaryota; Metazoa; Mollusca; Gastropoda; Physidae
Product: protein PAXX
Biological process (GO): double-strand break repair via nonhomologous end joining
Cellular component (GO): nucleus; site of double-strand break; nonhomologous end joining complex
Molecular function (GO): molecular adaptor activity
Source: RefSeq, a predicted model, not a curated record